AUGCGGGAUGUAAAAGCGUGUUUAAUAUGUCUCUCAACGGAUGUGAAAUUGUUUAGUAUUGAUAAAAAUCAAUUACGGCAACAAUACAAUUUGAUAACAAGCUUGCAGAUAAAGAAGGGCAAUGGAAUGCCUGAAUAUUUAUGUUUCCAAUGCACUAAAUAUGUAAGGAACUUUAUAAAGUUUCGUGAUAAAUGUCAUAGAGCUUAUUUUGUUAUGGAAGAAUUACUUCAUAAAGAGAAAGAGAUAAAUACAAGUAGAUUAGAGGCACUGGAUCAUCACUUGAUCAGUAUUAAACCAUAUUUAUCAUAUCUUGAUGUAAGUAAAGCACAUUAUGAGGAAGUCAAGUUUCAGUGGAUCAGGAAUAACCGUUUAAUAUUUAUGACAAACGAUGUUAUACCAAUUGUUAACUACACAACUCUCACUAAAGAUCAAAUGUUUGAGAAAACUAAUGCAAACAACCAGGAAACGAAUUUACAAAGUAAUCAAUCAAUAAAAAAAGAGAAAAUAGAAAUGCUGGAAAUUGAUUUGAGUGCACCUGUGGAACCUUGUGGUGCUAGAAUCAGCAAUAAAUGCGAAAAAUCCGCAUCUAGUUGUAACGCUGAUAACUCGCUAAUGUCUGAUGAUAAUGAUAAUUAUGUGGAUAGUGAUAUAGAAGGGAGCAAUCAAGAUGCAACAAAUAAUCAGGAAGCUGAUGGAAGUGCCCUGGAAACAGAAUAUGCAAGUAUGCAUCCAAUCUCAAGAAAUGAAGCUCAAGCGGCUAACGAAAUACUUAAAACGUUGAGUGCUGGCAAACAUAAAUGCGAUAUAUGCAGUAGAUCUUACCAUAAUGAAAAUCGUUUGAAAAUACAUAUGCGUAUGCACAAUCAGCAUGCCAGUGGGAAUUUUUGCUGCGAACUCUGUAAUUUUUAUUACAAAUCGAAUUUCUUGCUAAAAUCACACAUGACUGAAAAACACAUGUACAAGUAUGUGUGUAAGAAGUGUCCAGAAGUUAGUUUCGAUAGAACAUCAGCUAAGCAGCAUUAUAUUUGGAGUCACAUGCAGAAACGGCAGAAGACUAAAGAAGAAUGGCAGCGUUCACGGCCUAAAUGGUUAAGUAAUAAAGGUGGUGCUCGGAUGAAAGGCAUAUGUGCAGUUCGACCAACGGCCAAAAAACGCACUAAACUGCCUGACGACUUCCUAGUUUACAGUCCAGUGAGCCAAGAGGAACAGUACCGGUUAGUUAAGGAGAGGAAGAACUCCAGAAACUACCUCGAGGCAAGGUUCAAAUGUGAACUAUGCUUCAGAGGUUAUAGAGAACAAGAUACUUACAAUAAACACAUGAGGAAACAUGAUCCAGCAUAUUCUGGUAACGCGCAAUGUGAUAUGUGCAAAUUGUACUUCAAGGAUGCUAGAAAAAUGUACAAACAUAUGAACAUUACGCAUCUAUUCAAAUACACUUGUCAAAUGUGCAAUUUCGUGUGUUUCAACAAGGGUCAAGCACACAUGCAUUACAGAUGGCACAAAAACGUAACUUAUUCGUGUCCGCAUUGUUCCAAAGAGUUUAAAAAGGCGUCGACAAGGUUAACCCACAUAAGAAUAAAGCACCCGUCGUCUUUCAUCUGCAACCUCUGCGGGCACAGCUUCGUCAGCGAUUCUGGCCUCUACUGUCACAAGCAAAUGUCACACACCGCAGAGGAAAUAGAAGCGUUCGCACAAGUUCCCGUUGACACUAACAGUCCGUACUACUGCCAGGACUGUGAUGUCAUGUUUGUGAGUCAAACCGCCUACGAUACUCACCUGGGCAGCUCGAAGAAGCACGCGGUCACCAAUUUCUCCAUAAAUAAUAUACAAAGGGAGCGAGCUCGCGAAGCUCGUUUCGCCAGAACACCUUACAAACGUUCCGCCGGUCGACCGAGGAAAUCCGGCAGUUCUUCCGAAAUACUCAACAACGGAGUAGCUACUUCCACCAACUGCGAGAUUUGCAACAAAUUUCUCGUAAACGACGUGCAAGCCCGCAAGCACUACGAAUCGGAGCAUCCCGGCGCCGAUUUCCUGAAGCGGUACAUGUGCGAUGUCUGCGGCCACACCACCAAGCAAUACGCUAACUUAUUGGUCCAUAUGCGAACGCAUACAAACGAAAAACCUUACCAGUGCCCUCAUUGUGACCGGCGCUUCAGUAUGCCCAGCAAUAGGGACCGGCAUCUAGUGGUUCACACUGGUGAGAAGCGAUACCAAUGCCAACACUGCAACAGGCGUUUCACCCAAAGCAGUGCCGUUAAACUUCACAUACAAACGGUGCAUUUGAAGAUUCCAUACGCUCCAUGGGAUAAGAAGAAUAGGAAACGACGCAAGGAAUUGGAAGGAACCUCGGCCCCUGUAAGCGCCGUCAACGUUCCUCUACAACCUGCGCCCAAGAUAAUAAUGGAUCAAGACUAUUUGAACGCUUACAUUAACUAUAAUGAUGAAUAA
Messenger RNA from Chilo suppressalis (striped riceborer), 2448 nucleotides. Lineage: Eukaryota; Metazoa; Arthropoda; Insecta; Lepidoptera; Crambidae. The record is from the annotation of a GenBank genome assembly.